Molecule: messenger RNA, 1056 nt
Organism: Punica granatum (pomegranate)
Lineage: Eukaryota; Viridiplantae; Streptophyta; Magnoliopsida; Myrtales; Lythraceae
Source: RefSeq, a predicted model, not a curated record
AUAAUUCCCCUCCAUCCACGAAUAUACAGAAGCUUCUCCUACACCAGAGAAAGUAGGCGAUAGAGAGGUGCAGAGAGGGAGAAUGGCGUCUUCUCCUCAUCUCUCUGCCAUCCCCAACCGGUUCUCCUUCACCUCGACUUCUCACCUGAACCACCGUGAGCUCUCUAGCUCAAAUUCGAUAAGGUUCCGGGUGAGGUCCACCGCCGUUGAUGGUAACCGGAGUACCCCCGAUUCGGGUCCGUCCUCCUCGUCGGAAAGAGACGGACCAAAGGGGUCUCAGUCGUCAACUUCACGGAGGUGGUGUCUUACAUGUUUAUGUUCAUCCAUUGGAUUGAUUUGCAAUUCUGGGACAUCCAUUGCUGUUCCAAAGACUAUGGCGCCUGACGGAAAGGAAAGAGCAGUCUGUCGGAACUGCGGAGGCAGUGGUGCUGUACUCUGCGACAUGUGUGGUGGUACAGGAAAAUGGAAAGCUCUCAACAGGAAAAGGGCUAAAGAUGUGUAUGAAUUUACAGAAUGUCCAAAUUGCUAUGGACGGGGAAAACUUGUAUGCCCAGUUUGUCUGGGGACGGGUUUACCAAACAACAAAGGUCUCCUUAGGAGACCUGAUGCUCGAGAUUUGCUUGAUAAGAUGUAUAAUGGUCGACUACUUCCAAGGUCUUAGCUUGGUGGCUCUUCGGAUGCAAAUGGAGCUUCUGAUUCUGAUUUUCGAUUGAAGGGGGCAGUGUCUACAUAACAGCAGUGCCUAGGGAAAGAGUCCUGUCCUCCAUCUUCUCCUCAGGUGGUUGUUGAACGCUAGAGAGGGCUCCCGAGUUUGAUUGUAUGCUCUGAUACUAGCUCAAGUAAACACGAUCUACUUCACGACUGAAGCAUGUUUCGUACUAAUCCUUGAGCACUAUACUUAGUUGUAAUCAGUCUCCCUGUAUGCUAAGUUUUGCAUUUUGGUCUUAGUGCUCCCACCGGCUAAAGGUCUAUUAGAGGCAUUCGGAAGAAUUACAGUGAACAUUUAUGCAGCUUUGAGACUGUUGAAGAGCUAUGGCAAUAUCAGUUUAUCAUCAA